Messenger RNA from Fusarium odoratissimum NRRL 54006, 1204 nucleotides. RefSeq lists its product as uncharacterized. The record is from RefSeq and is a predicted model, not a curated record. The transcript is spliced from 2 exons. Bases 264 to 542 code for a protein of 92 amino acids. NCBI's taxonomy places the organism in Eukaryota, Fungi, Ascomycota, Sordariomycetes, Hypocreales, Nectriaceae.
GGCCGAAGCAUCAUUGACUGAGGUAAGCAGUGAGGUCAUACCUUAAUCACAUUCAAUGACAGCGUAAUUCACAUCCCAAGGCUUUACUUACUCGACGACUGCAGCAAUUAGGGAAGUCGCCUACAAAGACUGGAGGGCUUUCGUGGAUAUCUCCAAAGCCAAACGUAUCAUACUCUGCAAAGCUGCACCGAGACCAAACGCUCUUGAUCAAACUGGUAAGACUUGAGUUCAUAUACACCCACCAAUACUGCAUCUUCAGCAUCAUGGGCUUCGGCAACGAAUACGAGGAGCAAGUUCGAGCAUGGGGUUUCGAGCGCGUCUUCACCUGGAGCGAUUCGCCAAACACUCACUAUCCACCACACUCACAUGCCGCUCUUACGACUCAUCUGAUCAUCGAGGGCUCGAUAACUAUUUGGUAUCCGCAAGAAAAGGACAGCCAGAAGCAGGUAUAUGGUAUAGGGUCACGUAUUGACGUCGAUGCAGGAAGGAUUCAUGAGGUCCAGGUCGGUGGAAGUGGGUGCACCAUGGUGAUAGGUGAAUAGGUGAAUGAGGAAAAGAGUGAACAGUUUCGCUUUUGUGUUGAGUUCGAGAACUUGAUUUCGACAACAAGGUCACUGAGUUCCUGGCUUAGGGUGGCUAUGCCUUCACAUAAUACACAUUGUAUAUAGCAAUGUCUAAGGCUCAGCAAGCAUCUUACACUCGUUCAAAUAGCAUACACGUUCUGAAUUAACAGGGUGAAGUAUAGUCUUGAUGCGUCAUCCGCUGAGAGCUCUGGAAGCAUUUCGAGUGUUUGAGCAGCAAAAAGAGUGAGACGAUAGAACGUGACUACCAUGGUUGGACGAACAGGGAAUCGAACCCUGGACCACUCCCAGAUGAAGGGUUGAUGAGCAACGAAGCCAUGCUAAGGGAGUAUUAUACCACUAAACCAUUCGCCCGAAACUAUUGAGUUAUGGUUUCAAAGGAUGUAAUAUUUGCGCUUGGCUAAGUGGAUACUGUAAAGUUCCGUUUGUAGAUUGGAGAACAUUUGGCGUCAGUUGGAGAUAUCUGGUACAGGGUGUAUGCCUUAUUGGAAAGCCUGUGAAUAGGCUAGUAAGAGGUAUCGCCAAAGAAAGCUUUGCUCUGGGUUCUUUCUUUGCAUCCAUGAGAAGAAAAUCGUUGCGGGGAACGUCAAGAAGUGAAGAGGUUGGGUAUGCAUGUGAAGAAC